Molecule: messenger RNA, 2445 nt
Organism: Talaromyces proteolyticus
Lineage: Eukaryota; Fungi; Ascomycota; Eurotiomycetes; Eurotiales; Trichocomaceae
Product: putative RNA polymerase II Elongator subunit
Exons: 2
Coding region: 1-2445 (814 amino acids)
Biological process (GO): regulation of DNA-templated transcription; tRNA wobble uridine modification
Cellular component (GO): elongator holoenzyme complex
Molecular function (GO): sequence-specific DNA binding; DNA-binding transcription factor activity; protein binding
Source: RefSeq, a predicted model, not a curated record
AUGGUUAGUGUUGCGACAGACUUUAUCAGCGUCGGCGGCAACCGUCACCCCGGUGCCGCCGAUUGGGACACCCAGUCCGGAGUACUGGCAUAUGGAGCGGACAACAACGUUGCAUUGUGGAAGCCAGAAGAUAAAUCGAAUCGAGGCGUCUUUUCACUGCUAGUUGGCCACGAAGAUAAAGUCAGCGCUGUCCGCUUUCUCACAUUCCCCGAGACUGGGACUCGGUUGUUGCUUACCGGGUCUGUCGAUCGCACAAUUCGGAUAUGGAAACCUAACUCCUCAGAUGGAUACUAUUGCGCGUGUACGCUAAUUGGGCAUACUGGGACUAUCAAUGCGAUUGCAGUUGGGAAUGGGUCAAACAUUGUUGCCUCCGGAGGGGCUGACGGUACAGCAAGAAUCUGGAGAUUAGAUAUUGCGGAGGACACAAUUUCGGCCCAAUGCUUGCAAACAAUAUCAAUGAAACCUCGGUUCUUUCCAUUAGCCCUAGCCCUGCUACCUUUGGAUCUCGAAGACCCGAAGCGGCCAAUGCUGCUCUCCGUAGGAGGAACCACCAAUCACGUUCACAUCUACGCAACACAGAACACUGCACAGGACGUUGAAUUUGUAUGGGGCGCGAAACUAUCCGGCCACGAAGCCUGGAUUAGAUCUCUCGCCUUCAAAGAGAAUACAGUGGGCACUCAGAAGGAUUUUAUUCUCGCGUCAGCAAGUCAGGAUAAAUACAUUCGUCUAUGGCGGAUUCAUCGGGGCGAAGUAGCGCCUAUAGAAUCGAAAGAUGAGGAUGAGAUGGUUCUAGGGGGAGAUACCCCGACGCUAUCCAACAAAGCUUAUAUUUUCAAUGCUUCCGGCUCGACUUAUUCAGUGACCUUUGAAGCUCUGCUAUUGGGGCACGAAGAUUGGAUAUACACUGCUAACUGGAACCCGAAUGCCGAAAAGACACAGCUUCUUUCUGCAUCUGCAGAUAAUUCCUUAACAAUAUGGGAACCAGACCCAACAACCGGUGUUUGGGUUACGACAGAUAGAAUGGGAGAAAUUAGUUCACAGAAAGGUUCUACUUCUGCAACAGGGAGCACUGGAGGCUUUUGGAUCGGUCUGUGGUCUCCAGAUGGGAAGCAGGUUGUCAGUCUUGCCCGGACCGGUAGCUGGAGAGCAUGGUAUUAUGACGAGGAAUCCGACUUUUGGCAACAGAAACUAGGCGUUACUGGCCAUGUGAGAUCUGUCAAUGACAUUCAAUGGGAAGCAAGAGGAGCGUAUCUCCUAUCUACAAGCUCUGACCAAACAUCUCGACUCUAUGCCGAAUGGCUACGAGAUGGAUCGUCAUCAUGGCAUGAAUUUUCAAGACCCCAAAUUCAUGGCUAUGACCUGAAUUGUUUAGAUACCCUGGGUCCUGCCAGGUUUGUCUCAGGAGCCGAUGAGAAACUUUUGCGGGUAUUCAAUGAGCCUAAGCAAAUUGCCCAAUUGUUGGAGAAGCUUUGUGAUAUCACGCCUUCAACAAAUGACGAACUCCCCGAGACGGCAAAUAUACCAGUGCUUGGACUUUCAAACAAAGCUGCAGGGGAAGAUGUCACGAUAGCAGAUAAUGAGAUGGCCAAUCGUGGUAAAAAUGAAUCAGAAGCGGCUCCUCCAAUUGCUCUGCCAAUGCACCAACCACCUCUAGAAGAUUAUCUAGCUCGACACACACUAUGGCCUGAGCACGAGAAGUUAUAUGGACACGGAUACGAGAUCUCAGCGGUUGCUGUUAGUCAUGACCGCUCGCUGAUUGCUACUGCCUGCAAAGCAAGCUCUAUUGAUCACGCUGUUAUACGACUCUAUGACACAAGAGAUUGGCACGAGAUUAAACCCUCCCUUACAGCCCAUUCUCUUACUAUAACAUCCCUUUGCUUCUCAGAGACGGACAACUACUUGCUAAGUGUUGGUCGUGACAGGCAGUUUGCGGUGUUCAAGCGCGAUGAGGCUGACCCUUUGAAGUUUACCACACUAACAUCAAACCCUAAAGCCCACUCGAGAAUGAUCCUCGGAGCGGCAUGGGCUCCUAUUCCCGAGCCAUUAGUAUUUGCGACUGCAGGACGAGACAAGUCUGUGAAGCUGUGGCAAAUGAAGUCAGACACUUUUGAAUGUGUAUCAACAAUAUCCCUGAAAAGCGCUGUAACAAGCUUGUCAUUCUGUUCAUCAAAACGCACAGAUAUCCUGUACUUGGCUGCUGGAGAGGAAACAGGACAGAUAUCUAUUCAUGAGGUGUCAAUCCCAAAUUCGGAGACUCGGGAGCUGGCGACUCUUGACAAGGCAAUUUCUCCAUCCAAAGCAAUCACACAGCUUGCAUGGCGGCCGGAUUCUGCAUCAGCUGUCAAGGCGAGCGUCGGUAAUGGCGAUUUAAGGACUAAAACCCUUGCUACUGCAAGUGAGGAUUCAUCAGUUCGAAUAUAUAGACUAGCAGAUUUACCCACAUAA